Molecule: messenger RNA, 1248 nt
Organism: Sciurus carolinensis (gray squirrel)
Lineage: Eukaryota; Metazoa; Chordata; Mammalia; Rodentia; Sciuridae
Gene: Fam162a
Product: family with sequence similarity 162 member A
Exons: 6
Coding region: 5-442 (145 amino acids)
Biological process (GO): positive regulation of release of cytochrome c from mitochondria; cellular response to hypoxia; neuron apoptotic process
Cellular component (GO): mitochondrion
Source: RefSeq, a predicted model, not a curated record
GGCCAUGGGGAGCCUCCGCGGCCUGCGCCUGGCGUUUUUGUUUUGUAGUAUUUAUGAUGGGGUGAUGCCCUUUGGCAGGAAAAAGGCAGUGGAAGGGAAUUUUUUUAGGUUAUAUGAAAAAGAUGCUGCCUCAUCUGUAAGAUUUACCACAAACUCUAAUUUGAAGCAAAUAAAUGGAUUUUGCACUAAACCACAGGAAAAUCCCAAAGUGCCAUCUAACAAAUACAGCCACAGAGUGCCAUUACACAAACCAACAGAUUGGGAAAGGAAGAUCCUGAUAUGGUCAGGUCGCUUCAAAAAGGAAGAUGAAAUCCCAGAGACCAUCUCGUUUGAGAUGCUUGAUGCUGCAAAGAACAAGAUCCGGGUGAAGGUUAGCUAUAUAAUGAUUGCCUUGACAGUGGCAGGAUGCAUCCUGAUGAUUAUCGAGGGGCAAGAAGGUUGAAGCCUUCAGAAGCUUCUGAACAAGAUGUGGAUUUUCAGAAUUCUGCAUUGCUUUUGUAUAUUUGUUUAAACUUGCAUUUAUUAAUAAACUUGAGUUUACUGCCUAAGCAAAUUAUCCCCUGGGAUUUCUUUUAGCAUCAUCCAGGCAUAUAUGCUAUAGAGAGUUCCUCUCACGUUCUGUUACAUAAAAUGGUACAUUUAUCUUUUAUAGAAUUUCCAUUUCCAAAAGUUGUUAAAUGCUACUGGAAUGGAGGACUUUUCAACUUAAUGUGACUAAAAGAGCAAAAUUAACUACUUUGUGUUUUGUCCUAUUCCCAUCAACUUCCUAUUCAUUCCCAUUCUCUUCCCCCUCCCCAUACCUAAUUGUUUACAGAUGAUAUAAUACCAGCUUGUAUGGAUGCUUAGUUUCACUUAUUUGGUAUACAGAUUUUGAAACUGAUCUGUUUAUGUAAGCUAGCUUCAGUAAGGAGCUAGAAGAGUAUGAAAGUAUGCAAAUGAGUUGGGAAGGAGAAAUGUGAAAGAAGAAAAAAUGAAAUGGAAAUGAGAAGGUAUUUAAUAUCAAAGAGAAGAGGGAGGAAAGGGAGGAAAUAAAAGGAAAAAUAAGGGAAUAAAAGGAAUAAGGAAAAGCUGCAAAUUUACAGAAAGAGGCCAGAAAGGGAGAGGUGUGCACUAAUCUUGUGCUUGGGGAGGCUACUGUAGUCCAGAGCAUUAGAUGAUGUAGAAGGCAUGUGGAGGACCCUGCUGUCCUUAGUGGAAGGUAAUGAUGCCUCUUCAGCCUGGCAUAAUCACCUGUUCGAAUUUACUUCA